Candida tropicalis MYA-3404 is the source of this 2250-nucleotide messenger RNA. It is a transcript of the gene RIM13, whose product is annotated as Rim13p. NCBI's taxonomy places the organism in Eukaryota, Fungi, Ascomycota, Pichiomycetes, Serinales, Debaryomycetaceae. The record is from RefSeq and is a predicted model, not a curated record. Bases 1 to 2250 code for a protein of 749 amino acids. Gene Ontology annotation, molecular function: calcium-dependent cysteine-type endopeptidase activity. The transcript has a single exon. Gene Ontology annotation, biological process: proteolysis.
AUGAAAAAAUCAACGCGCAAAAAAAAAAAAAAAAAAAAAAAAAAAGGAAGAAGCAACCCCAACUCGUGGUUGGAUCUUCAACUUAGACUAUAUAUCACCACCCCUAUGAAUCUUGAACAAUACCUAUAUCAUAUAGAAAGGAGUCACUUAUUCCUAUCCAUAGAUGAUACUAAGCAAGCCAAAAAGGAAUGUUUGCAAGCAGUGAAAAUUUUAAAUACAGUGGCUAAAGAUUCGAAAGAUCUUCCCCAUUUAAAGACCAUAUCUCAAGUCACUCUCAACUACUAUGAUUCAAUUGACAAGGAGCCCAGGAAUGUGUCAGACAAACUAAAAUGGAUAGUGUCUAAGACAACACCAGAGAAUUUUUUUCCACCACUUAUUCGAUUUAAUGAUGUAAGCUCCAACCAUGAAUUGUUUAUUGACAACGAAUCCGAAUUCAAUGAUCCUGACCAGAUUCUUCGGCAAUUACCUAAAGAAGAAGCAUUGUAUAAAUCUCGAGAAAUUCUAAACUGGGGUAACAACUAUAGUGAUUUAACUAAUCUUUAUCAAGAUAUUUUACCGAAUUGCUCAUUUGUGUCGUCGUUCUUAGCAAUUGCCGACAAUAAGAUUCCCAUUAUAGAUAUCAUUAGUCCUCAUAAGAAAUCCAACAAAUAUAAAGUACAGCUUUAUUUUAAUGGAACGAUUAGAUGUGUAACCAUCGAUUCGAAAUUACCUAUCAUGCCGAAUUCCAGAAACUUGAUUAUAAAAUCAUCAACGGAUCCAAACUUGUAUUGGCCAGCAUUAAUUGAAAAAGCGUUUUUGAAAAUAAUGGGGAAAGGUUAUGUUUUCAAUGGUUCAAAUAUGGCAAACGAUGCAUAUUUAUUGAGUGGAUGGUUACCACAAAUUAUUAAAAUAGUCAAUGGGAAACUACCAGAUAAUAUGGGUGAUUUAUGGGAAUUCAAAUUACAAGGCAAGGUUACCUUGGGUAUAGGUACUGGUUCAUUAAGUAAGAAACUAAGUACACUGUUGCAUUUAAUUAAUGAGCAUGAUUAUAUGAUUGAAAAAUAUCACCCCAAGGAUGGUUCUAUAACUGUGAAAAACCCAUGGUUGGAUCAGAAAAGCCAGAGGCUUAUAAAUGUCAAAGAUUUUACAUAUUUUCGUUACUUGUAUGUUAAUUGGAAACCUGAUGAUAUUACGUGUCAGCAGAAUUUUUUGUAUGACGUGAAACCAUACUGUUUUAACCAACCACAGUUCACAAUAACAAAUGUUGAAGAGUCCUGGUUGUUGUUGGAAAGACAUUUACCAGAGGAGAAACAAUGGAUGGAUAUCAAUGUUUUUGAUACAGCACAUAAAGUGAUAUCGCCAAUGCAAUACAAAAAAUAUCUAUCUGUUGAAACAAAUAAUCGAUUGCAAUUAAUCAAACUCAAGCCAGGAAUAUUUACAAUUGUUAUAUCGUCGAACGUUCCAGGUAAAUUCACAUUAACUUCGUUUGGAGGUAAAUUCACAAAACUGAAAUUUGAGCACGAGAAUUUUAAAACCAUAGAUGGUGAUUGGAACUGUGAUACUAAUGGAGGUAAUUGGGCUAUGUCAACUUAUAUUAACAAUCCACAAUAUGACAUUGUUAUCAAAGAACCUACUAAAUUGAUUACUGGAAUGUAUGGAAAAGGUCAAAUAAAUUUUCACUUAUUCCAUAGUGACAGAAAAGUCGGUCAACGAUUACGUACUUUUGAUAAAACCAAGUUGGAAAACUAUCAGAACUAUAAUUCCUCUUUUCAAUUUCAAAGUUAUCGUCUAUCACCUGGAAACUACAAACUAGUUGCCUCUGAAUAUGAACGAGGCAAUGGUGAUUUUCAAUUGGUAUUCAAUUCAAAUAAUCCUGUUGAAAUUAUAAAAAUUCCCCAAAGUUUAGGAUUAUAUACUACCAAGACAUCAUUUCAUUGGGAGAAUACAAACAGAUACAAAUUUUAUUUUGAUACCACCAAUUAUAACACCCAGGUCACAUUCCAUAUCAAUUAUUUCAAUACUGAAACUGAGGAUUAUGAGCUUCAAAACAAUUAUCGACCUGCUAUCAGGGCAUCAAUUUUUCAUAGUCGAACUAAGCAACCAAUUCAGAUAAACGAAGAUUUCAAUGACUGUUUAUAUGGUAUAUUUGUGGAUGAAUUAUUACAUGAACCAGGUGAGUAUAUCCUUCUUAUUGAAAGAUUUGAAAUUGGGUAUGGUAGAUGUACCAUUGACAUUGGUUCAAGUUAUAAAGUACAAAUCAAAGCAACAUAG